Messenger RNA from Ectocarpus sp. CCAP 1310/34, 4615 nucleotides. The record is from the annotation of a GenBank genome assembly. NCBI's taxonomy places the organism in Eukaryota, Phaeophyceae, Ectocarpales, Ectocarpaceae.
AGCAACAACAACAUCAACGUCCCGCUGCACUGCGCUUAGCUAGCAGGAGCAACGUUUUUCGUGCCCCUCGGACAAGGACCCAUGCGAUACAAGACGAAAUGAUCGAAGGACUGGCGGCUGCUGUUUUGCCAGGAACAGAGGUUCCGGUGGAGAGGUUGAGAGUGCCUCGCGAACCGCCAGAGCGGCGUCCCUUCGACCUCGAUGCCGCCGUGUUCCUCGCCGACUUCGCGUUCGAGGUCUACAGGGAUCCAGGAAAAGUGGCUUGGGAAGUGCCCGGGCCCAGCAGCGUUCGCUUCAAGGAGGGCGCGUUCGUGUCUAAAGUCUUCCCGGGGCUGCUGACGGUGUCAUUGCUUGCGGCGGAGGGGCUUCCCAUCGUUCUCGAGCCCGUCGGCGGCGACGCCGGCAAGCGAGAGCGGGAGAUCAACCCGUCCGUAUCCAUGGUCCUCGCUGAUGAGGACAUGAGGAGCGGGACCUUGACGUCCGUUAAGCGACCACUCCCCGGGGGUCGAUGUUGGGGCGAGCUAUUCUCGAUGCACGUGCACGAUCCGGAAACGAGCGUCCUCGAGGUGGGCCUGUGGGACAAGGGGGAGGAGGGAGCCAUACCCUUGUCCAUGACGGGCGUCUUCCGGGGGGACGGCGGAAAGGAGCUGGUGGGCACUGCCAGGGUACCGCUUUGCAAGGUGCUGAAAGGCAUGUCUAAGGGCAGAGAUGACGCUUGGACCGGGUGGGUAGAGAUAGACCCUAUCCCUCUGCCUGAGGAUGAAGACGAGGACGAUGAUAAAAAAACUCACCCUGACGCUGAUGGUGUUGGCGGCGGUGGUCGUCCCAUGGCGGCGGCGCGGCUGCACGUUGACCUCCGUUUCGCUCCGAUGGAGAGGUACCAGGGAGGCGACCUCCCGACGGCCCCAAGAGCAUCCGACAAGGACGUUGGGGGUGUCGGAAAUUUUGCCGGCUCGAUGCGCGCCCGAUGGCAGAACCUCGUAGGCCAGGAUGAUACCGCGGCCGCCGGCGGUAACGAGGACACGGCCGCCGCCGCCGCCGCCGCGGAUGGCGAAGGAGUGGAGGUGUACGCCCCCGGGCUCUCGGCCAACCGGACGUUCCUGUACAAGGAGGGCGAGGAGGGUGGCAGUGUCAUGGCCGGCAGAAUGGACGCAGCCAACAGCGGCGGCGGUGGCGACAACUUGAGCUCCACAAGACCAAGCAAGGGCAGCAGCGCCAGCGGCGGUGGUGGCCGAGGCAGCAGUCCCGCCGAGGGCGAGGGAGGAAGAUUCUGGAAGUGGAGGGGGGAGGCGGGCGGGGAUAAGGCCAAACGCGGAGGCGGCGGCGGCGGUAACGAGGGCAAGGCUAAAGUCAAGAGGAAGCGCAAGCCGGUGGUGCUUAGGGAGGACGGAAUGCCCGACUGGAGCGUGCUGACGAACCGAGUGGACGGGCUUGCGGAGCAGGCGAGGUCCUUCGAGUUCAUGUGCUUCAUCGACAACCACGACACCGACACGCAGGCAAGUGGGGGUUUGGCGCGACGAGGCCAAGAAGCGUAUGGUCGUCUCCUUCCGAGGCACGGCGCAGCUCGAGGACGUGAUUACGGACGUCAACUUUCUGCUGUUACGGAGGACCUCGAUCAUUCAGGCGUCAUCCGGAGGGCGGUGCUCCCGGCCGUCGAUGACGUCAUGGCCGCGGUGCGGGAAACAACCGCCGGCUGGAAGAAAGAAAGGGUGCAGCCGAUCCCGGUUACCCUCGCGCAGCAGAAAGUGCACAUGCUCGAGUCGAUGAACAAGCUUCUCGAUACCAGCAGAGCGCUCCUCAAGGACCUUAAGGACACCACCACGGCCUCCGCCGCGGCCGGUGGCGUCAAGCAGCUGUCCGGCGAUAAGAGCGGCGGCACGGUUCCGGACGGUGCGGCAACCGCUGCCGCCGCGACCUCGAAAGGCGGUGGCGGUGUCGAAAGCGGGGGCUCCGCUGUCGGCGCGCGACCGGCGGACGAGAUCCUGUCGGCAGUGACGGGGUUGCUGAGGCUCGGGGGCCCCGCAGAGCCGGCCUCCGCCGACGAGGGCGGGGUACUGACGACAACGUCGAGGGCGGCGGAUACCGCUGCUGCUGCUGCUGCUACCUCCGGUGGUGGUGGUGACGAGCAGGAGAGGAAGGUGGGGGGUACCGCUGCCGCCGCUGCCGCCACCGCCGCCACCAACCUUAUUAAGCUGCUCGACAGCAGCAACGACGCCGCCGGUGGCGGUGGCGCCGCCGCCGCCGCCGCCGCCGCCGCCGCCAACACCACCGCUAACAGUGACGGUGAAGGCGAUGGUGUCGGCAGGCGUGUCGUCAGCAAGCUGUGGAAGCGGUGGAAGGGAGAAGGACAAGCGGGAGGUGCGGGCGGCGAGAUGUCCAAGGCCCCCAAGGCGCCGGGCCUGAGUGGCGAGAGAGGGCUGGCGGACACCCUCGCUUGGGUUCAGCAAGUCGCCGAGCAGAAGAUGGACGAGAUGGCCUCCUCCCAAACCUUCAUCGGGGAGGAGAUGAGGAGACAGAUGCAGCUGCUGAGCGAGGGGAAGGUGAACGCCACUGAGAGCAGGGAGAUUUUGGCCGGCUUCUUCCGGGAGCAGCUGGAGAAGGUCGAGGCCACCAAGGAGCUUGUGGACAGGGUGGAGGAGUUCCGAGAGAGCCUCGGGAAGGUGGGUGUAGAGUGGGACGGCGAUGCUGGCGGCUUGGUGGGUUUGGAUGGCCUGCAGGAGCGGGUUCAGGAGCAAGGGCGGAAAGCGAUCGAUGACAAGAUUGUUUCAUUUCAGGCGAUGCUAUCAAACGUCACCGCGCUGCAGCAGCAGCAGCAGCAGCUGGAGCAACAAUCGUGGCGCGGGAGUGAGAACGGUGGGAACGUGACUACGCCAGUCGCCGACGGCGACGGCAAUGACGGCGGAGAAGAGGCUGCGGCUGCAAAAGACCCUCCAAGGAUACACGCCGGUUUUAGGAGGGCCUAUGUGAGCGUGAACGGGACUCUGAGCGCGGUGUUGGGAUCGGCCAUGGAGGGGAAGCCGGAGGACUGGCACGUGUACAUCACGGGACACUCCCUGGGGGGAGCACUGGCUACCCUUGCCACGCUGGAUCACUGUCGGCGGUACCCUGAGGCCAAGGUCACAAUGUACAACUUCGGCAGCCCGAGGGUGGGCAACAAGGCUUUUGCGGAGCUGUACGACAGCUUCGUCGGCGACAGCUUCCGGGUGGUGAACAACCUCGACAUCGUGGCAAGAAUGCCGAGGGCUACCAUGGGUGGCAUCUCCCUCGACUACCAGCACUGCGGCCGCACUGUGAUGGUCGCCGAGGACCCCGAAGAACCGCCUUGGAUACAAGGGGAGUCUGGCGGAGAGUGUCCCCUGGAGGAGACGGACCCCGUGAUGUUGCUGACACAGGGAAAAACGGACUUCUUCAGCGCCGAGAUCGACUUCAUGAAGGCGCUCUUGAGCGGCAAGGGCAUCGACCACCACAUGGAGUACAACUAUUUCGCCGCGCUGGAUAGCUUUUACGACCCCGACGACGUCAAGGAGGCGUGACAAUGCACGUACAUUUUUUGUAGAUCCAUUGGAAAAUGAGUUCAUUCCUCUCGGGAAAUGAACUAAUUUCCCGCCGCCCGCGUGUUGGCUGCUUGGAUGCGGAUGAGAUCAUUCAAUGGAUGAAUGUACCUGAUUGGCGGUGCGCCACCUCUGCCUCACUUGGCUCUACACUUGGCUACAGCUUGACUCGUUUUGUGAACGUGUUUUCGGUGUCGGGAGGGUGGUUCAUUGCAGCGAUGCGACAGAGAGAGGGAGAGAGAGAGAGAGAGAGAGAGAGAGAGAGAGGCAGAAGUCGGAUAUUUUUUGGAUUUGGGGGUUUUCAGGGAAGUGAGGAGUGAAUCUUUUGCGUGCGUGAAAAUCGACAUGAUCCACGACCGACCCGUCCUCUGCGAGGGAGAGGCUGCAACAGAGGGAGUAUGACCGACCUAUCGGGAACACGUGAGGUGAGUUCAGGUAUUGCAGUCAGCGCAACAAGAUUCACUUCACUGGGAAUGGGUGUUGGGAACCUUCUGCACGGGAGUGAAUUUCGAUCAGGGGAUCGAUGUGUUUUUCUGUGAAACCAUCUGCUACGAAAGGAUGUAUUUCACGUUUGACAUGAAGCCGGUUGUGGAACUAUUGGGCAGGCUACAGCAACGUUGCUGUUGGCUUGGUUGGAGGAGCCAUCGGCAAACCAGGGCGGCGACAAUCGUGAUUUGCUGCUCAAUCUGCCCAGUCUAUAUUCUGUUGAGAAGUGUACCAUUUUUUCGUUGGUUUUGACGAAAAAGUCAAGGCUGCCGGGGUGCAUUCGAUUGCAUGCAGAGAAUCCGAACUAUUACGUGUCUUGAUUUGUGUGGUCAGUUUUUGUGGUGGUUCGAUCGGCCAACAAUACGCCGGCCAAAGGUCGUUGUUGUUAUAUCAUGUAGCCGGUCAAGAUGGUAUUACUCGCGUUGGCGAAUCUGUUGCUGUAAUGCACGAUAUAUCGCUUAGCAUUGCCAAUUAAACGUCAUGCCUGUCGUGACAACCUAGGCAGCAUGUCUCUUUGCAGGACGCCCAUACCAUCGCUCUCCGGGGAUGGAAACGAAAGCAGUGUUGUCGAUACUGAG